Molecule: messenger RNA, 6540 nt
Organism: Cyprinodon variegatus (sheepshead minnow)
Lineage: Eukaryota; Metazoa; Chordata; Actinopteri; Cyprinodontiformes; Cyprinodontidae
Gene: ino80
Product: INO80 complex subunit
Exons: 37
Coding region: 600-5336 (1578 amino acids)
Biological process (GO): DNA-templated transcription; chromatin remodeling; DNA repair
Cellular component (GO): nucleus; Ino80 complex
Molecular function (GO): DNA binding; ATP-dependent chromatin remodeler activity; ATP binding
Source: RefSeq, a predicted model, not a curated record
CUCUCAGUAACAGAAAGUGGCCGCCUCUCUGCUGCUGCUGCCGACUCAAAGCUCACAGACUCGCUCGGUGCCCCAAACCGCCAUUUUGGAGUGAGAGAACCGAGAGUCGGCAGCAGCGACGAGAGGGACCAGAGGGGGGACACGGGGCUGAGGUGAGAGAGUCGGCGGUGGUUGUUAUGGCGAAGGAGCAAUGGGGAAGAUGGCCAGCAGGGAGAAAGAAUUAAAGAGAUGGGGACCGUGCAUUCACCAGGCAGCCGAGCCUCUGCUGUUACCCACUGCGAGGGUACGAGAGGCGUUGGCGUAGGGCCUCGGUGCCGUAGCAGCAAGCAAACCAACAAAUAAUAAUUAAAGUGUUAUAUCUUUAUAGAUCGUUUACGCUGGGAGGUGGUGGCCUUAAAGAGACAGAGUCAGUUUGAAUACCACAUAUUUAUGGCGUGAGACGAUGUCUGCUAGGGCGCCUUAGUUUCUGAUGAGCUAACAAGCUAGCAUUACAGGCUCUUUCACCUUUGUGAGGUCAUUUGUCUUGAAGUUAGGAGGAAUGCCAUUCCUCACCCUUACGUAACAGGUUGUGCCCUGUUGGGCGUAGGAGUCAGUGCCAAAUGGCGUCAGGGCAAGACGGCCACCAGGAGGGUGGGACGCCAGGGGUCUCUGGUCUGGCCAAACCUCUCUAUCUGCAGCGGCUGGAAAGAUCCCUUAAGCUGGACAGCUUUCUCAGACAAACGGCUGCUAUCUUUAACAGAGAUAUAAGUGAUGAUAGCGAUGACAGUGAUGCUGAAUUGGAGACAGGGCUUUCCCUGGAUGCAUCCAGCCAACAUAUAGGAUUGUCGGUGAAGAGUGAGCCAUGUGAGCAAGAAGAAGGUUUAUCAGAUAGCAAACCCCUUAAUGGAGUAUUGCAAGCUAAAGCAGACCAAAAGGCAGAUAAAGCAAACCUCUACAAUUUUUCAAAGCUGAAAAAGAACAGGAAAUGGCUCAAGAACAUCCUUCUAAGUGACGACACCACCGACUCUGACACGGAGUCAGAUGACGCUAACUUCAGUUUGUCACCGGAGGAGCUGCAUGACAUGCUUAGAUUACAUCGUUACAACAGGCAGCAUCAGAGCAAGUUCUACUCCGACCGAGAGCUCUAUCAGUAUCAGUACUACAGCACUGGACUUCUAUCAAGCCAUGAUCCUUUCUAUGAACAACAGCGCCACCUGCUGGGCCCUAAGAAAAAGAAAAUUAAAGAUGAGAAGAAGUUUAAAGCAAAAUUAAAGAAAGUCAAGAAGAAAAAGAAAAGAGGAGAAGGAGAAUAUCCUGAUGAGGAGCGUCCUUAUAUCACCAAGGUGUUUGCUAAGUUUUCCCAUGAUGCUCCGAUGCCCAUGGUGAAGAAAAAGCAUCUGACGGUGGAGCAGCUAAAUGCACGGCGGCGUAAAGUGUGGCUCACCAUUGCUAAAAAGGAGAUCCCCAAGACUUUCAAGCAGAAGACUUCUGCUAAAAACGUCCUACUCACCAAUGCAAAAAAACUGGCCCACCAGUGCAUGCGAGAAGUAAGACGUGCAGCCAUUCAGGCUCAGAAAAACUGCAAAGAGACGCUGCCUCGCGCUCGCCGCCUCACCAAGGAGAUGAUGCUGUACUGGAAGAAAUAUGACAAAGUGGAAAAAGAGCACAGGAAGAGAGCUGAGAAGGAAGCUCUGGAGCAGCGGAAACUGGAUGAAGAGAUGAGAGAGGCUAAACGUCAGCAGCGUAAACUGAACUUUCUCAUCACUCAGACGGAGCUUUAUGCUCAUUUUAUGAGUGGGAAAGCCAGCGUUGGGGCGCCUGGAGGGGACGCAACACAGGAAGACAUUUUGCGAAAGCUUGACGACAAUGCAACCCAGAGACAAAUAGAUGUCGGCGGAGGAGUGAUGGUCAAUGUUGGACAAGAGGAUUAUGACAGUGAAUACUACAAAUCCCAAGCCUUGAGGAAUGCUAGAGAAGCUUAUCAAAUUCAUCAAGAGAGAACGAGGAUGUUUGAUGAAGAGGCUAAAGACAGCCGCAGUGCCUCUCUCCAUGUCGCCUCUGGGUUUGGAGAAAGCUACAGUCUCUCAAACCCCUCGAUCCAAGCAGGAGAAGACAUUCCUCAGCCCACCAUUUUCAAUGGAAAACUCAAGGGUUACCAACUCAAAGGCAUGAACUGGCUGGCUAACCUUUACGAACAGGGAAUAAAUGGAAUCUUGGCAGAUGAAAUGGGACUUGGGAAGACGGUUCAGAGUAUCGCCCUGCUAGCCCACCUAGCGGAGAGAGACAACAUCUGGGGUCCCUUCCUUAUCAUCUCUCCGGCGUCUACCCUCAACAACUGGCACCAGGAGUUCAGCCGCUUUGUGCCAAAAUUCAAGGUUUUGCCGUACUGGGGGAAUCCGCAUGAUCGCAAAGUAAUUCGGAAAUUCUGGAGUCAGAAAACGCUUUAUACCCAAAACGCACCUUUCCAUGUGGUGAUCACAAGCUACCAGCUGGUGGUCCAGGAUGUCAAGUACUUCCAGAGGGUCAAGUGGCAGUACAUGGUUCUGGAUGAGGCGCAGGCUUUGAAAAGCAGCUCCAGCGUUCGAUGGAAAAUCCUCCUGCAGUUCCAGUGUCGAAACAGACUCCUGCUGACAGGGACACCCAUCCAGAACACCAUGGCUGAGCUCUGGGCCCUGCUGCACUUCAUCAUGCCCACACUGUUCGAUUCCCACGAAGAGUUUAAUGAGUGGUUCUCCAAGGACAUAGAGAGCCACGCUGAGAACAAGUCUGCCAUCGAUGAGAAUCAGCUUUCCAGACUGCACAUGAUCCUCAAGCCGUUCAUGCUGCGCAGGAUCAAGAAGGAUGUGGAAAAUGAGCUCUCAGAUAAGAUUGAAAUCCUAAAAUACUGCCAGCUGACGUCCCGUCAGAGGUUGCUCUACCAGGCUCUGAGGAACAAGAUCUCCAUCGAAGAUCUUCUUCAGUCCUCCAUGGGCACGGCCCAGCAGGCCAGCAGCACCACCUCCUCGCUCAUGAACCUGGUCAUGCAGUUCAGGAAGGUUUGCAACCACCCUGACCUGUUUGAGCGUCAGGAGACCCGCUCCCCUUUCCACAUGUCUAUCAAGCCAUACGUCAUUUCCAAGUUUCUCUACCGUCAUGGUCUGAUCCACAUGUGCAACCAGUCCAAGAACAAAUUGCUACAAGUGCUGUUAUCUCCUUUCUCGCCGAAUCACAUCCAGCAGUCCCUUUUUCAUAGAAGAGAUGAUGAAAAGGGAAGCUGCUUCUCCUUUUUGCGCUUUAUUGAUGUGUCACCAGCAGAGAUGUCCAAUAUGAUGCUUCAAGGCACCUUAGUGAGAUGGUUAGGUCUUUUCCUGUCCCUGAAAGCUGCUUACCGGCUCUACUAUCAACGACUGUUCAACCACGAAGAGGAGCCCCAAGCGGAGGCUGGUGAUGUGGAGGCCGCUGGAGAGAGGAUGCAUCACGGCAACAAGUGUCUUACUCGCAAGGAUCUGAUCCUGUGGCUCAACAGACCCACCGCCUUCCCAAACACACAAAGCAGUCUCAUCCUCCAGGAUCUGGUUUUUACAGCGUCCAGGCCAGGACUGCUGGGGCACACAGAUGUGAAGAUCCACAGCAGAAACUGUGCCACCUCCACCCUCCGACCCUGUGAACCCACGCUGCCCCCUAAAUUCCUGCUGGCUGCCACCCCUAAGGUGACUGCAGUUCCCAUGGAGCGGUAUUGUGUUGACCGGAGUGCCGAGUACGAGUGGCGGGUGAUGCGCAGCGGAGGGGGAACGGUCUACAGGCAGUGUUUUCUGUAUGGCUCCCCUGAACUGGCCUCAGAUUGGCGCGGUAGGGCCAACACCAUCCACCCACACACCCCGGGGGGCGUGAUGGCCCUCCAGCCUCGCCAUGGAUGGUCCUUCAUACGGAUACCCGAUAAAGAAAGCCUGAUCACAGAGAGUGGCAAACUCCACACUUUGGAUAACCUGUUGAACCGACUAAAGGUCCAGGGGCACAGGGUCCUCAUCUACUCCCAAAUGACCCGCAUGAUAGACCUGCUUGAGGAGUAUAUGGUUUAUCGAAAACACACCUACAUCCGACUUGAUGGAUCUUCCAAGAUUUCUGAACGCAGAGAUAUGGUGGCUGACUUCCAGAGCCGUACGGAUAUCUUCGUAUUCCUGCUCAGCACAAGAGCCGGAGGACUGGGCAUCAACCUGACUGCUGCAGACACUGUCAUCUUCUAUGACAGCGACUGGAACCCCACAGUGGACCAGCAGGCCAUGGACCGGGCUCACCGGCUGGGUCAAACCAAGCAGGUCACCGUUUACCGCCUUAUCUGCCAGGGAACCAUUGAAGAGAGGAUCCUGCAGCGCGCCAAGGAGAAGAGCGAGAUCCAAAGGGUGGUGAUCUCUGGAGGGAACUUCAAACCGGAUACACUCAAGCCUAAAGAGGUGGUCAGUCUACUUUUAGAUGACGAUGAGCUGGAGAAGAAAUUGCGCCAAAGACAGGAGGAAAAGAGGCAGCAGGAGGAGAGCAGCAAGGUGAAGGAACGGAAGAGGAAGAGGGAAAAGUAUGCUGAGAAGCAGAAGAAGAUCGAAGAGUCGGAGAACAAGAAGAAGAAGGAGGUGAACUUGGUCAUCGCCCACGCGCCGUCGGCCGAUAACUCCAACCUGUCGGCAGACGGGGACGACUCGUUCAUCAGCGUUGAGAUGGACUCGGCCAUGCCCAGUCCUUUCAGCGAGCCUGUCUGUGUUUCUGUGUGUGCUUCUGUGCGCGGCCAGAUCUCCCUGAGCAGCGAACUGCAGCCCGGCUCACUGCCACCGGACGCCGACCCUGACGAAAGCAGCAGCGACAUGCUGGUCAUCGUGGAUGAUCCGGGUUCUUCGGCGCCGCAGUCUCGUGCCACCAACUCCCCCGCCUCUGUGACGGGAUCGGUUUCUGACAACAUGAACGGUGUUACAGCCUCUGAGUCCAUCAGUCCCGGUAGAGGCCGUUCCGGUCGGAGUCGUGGACGGCCCAAAGGAUCCGGAAGCGGCGGCAAGUCUGGAGGGAAAGGGCGUAGCCGGAAGUCAGCGGCUGGGAGUGCAGCAGCCAUGGCAGGAGCGAUGGCUGGAGCGGCGGCAGCCUCAGCAGCGGCUUAUGCCGCUUACGGAUACAGUGUUUCUAAAGCCGGCCUCUCUGCCUCCAGCCCCCUGCAGCCCUCCCUGGGGCGGCCUGCUACCAGCCCAGCCUUCAACCCUAGCAGAAGCUCCUCCCCCCUCACCAAAGGAGCCCCCUCUACCCACGGCUCCCACUCGCAGUUGGCCCACAGCCACCACCACAGCAGCCAUAGUGCAGUCAGGAAAGGCAAGGGCCCCGGUGGUCCCGGGGCUCGAUGAUGCACGCACAGACUGAUUCCUAAACCUGCUGCUCACUGUGAAUCCCACCAAUGCUUAAUGGCUAAGCUAACAAAGAGAGUGCAGUAUUUGUACCCAUUUCCUGGAAGACAACACUCAGAAACUUAAUGCGCACACAUCAAUCUGGUGGUCUGGCUCUGGCAGCCCACUCCUCUUAUGUUCCAGUUUAUUUUCAAUGUAUAUGAGUUGGCUGACAAUGUUGGCCUCAAGUGUUUUUGUCAGGGUUGCAGGAGCAUUUCAAACUGCUUUAACGAGAGGAUCAGUGUCGUCGCAUUGACUGAUCUGAAGCCGCAAAUGGCUUCUUCCAUUGGAUCUCUUUGACAAGAUGGGGAUGUUGAACGUCUGUCACUGAGCCGCGUCUUCCAUUUUUUGGUGUUAACUAGUCUCAUAGAUAAAUGUGCACUAGGUUAUUUAAUUGUUUUGUAGAUGUGUAAGCUCAGUUUAAAGCUGUGCAGGAAUCAGAAUUUCCCAGAGCCUAAUGUUAACCCCCCCUCCCCAGUCUGUUAGCUAACAGUAGAGCUAAAGCUUUUCUACAAAAGCCCUUAUUUUUCUAACAGAUUUAAAUCGAGGAACUAACACGGUGACGGACAUUUUUCCAGUAUUGCAAUUCACUUGAAAAUAUUUUUGCCCAAGCAAAAAAAAAAAAAAAAAGAGUUAUAAAAAAAAUAAUAAAAUCUAUAUUCCAAUUUGAAAUGUGCUGGUUGACUCAGCUCUGCUGCUAACAAUUAAAUUACUGAUUCAGAUUAUUUGGUAAUUUGCUUAUAUAAGUUAUUUUAUUUUUCGCAUUAAAAAAUGGGGAGUUUAUAUUGAUUGUGAUAGAGGUCACAUGUGCAACUAUAAAAUGUGAAAUGAGUCACUGUUUUUACUUUUUGUGAGUUAUGCGUGAUGAGAGGUUCGUGGAUUUCUGUAUGUUUUCGAAUAAAAACAAACAAGGUUGGCAUCAGUGUCCCUACUUGAGCACUACAUCCGUUCUAGGUUUGUAUUCCUGUUUAUAUUGCGAUGAGAACUGAAAGCUCUAUAUUUGAUGUAAAUAAAGAGGAGAGCGACGUUGUGGCUCUUCUCUCUCAUUCGCCUGUUUUAUUUUUAUAGAUUGGGUACAUGUGAAGAAAUGGGUCGGCUGUUUUAACUCAGUGGAGGUUUAAGGUGAAAAAAUAAAGGUGCUUGAUUUCAAUCUUUUUGUUGUAUG